This is a messenger RNA of Gasterosteus aculeatus aculeatus (three-spined stickleback), 4078 nucleotides long. It is a transcript of the gene lmbr1, whose product is annotated as limb development membrane protein 1. The record is from RefSeq and is a predicted model, not a curated record. Lineage: Eukaryota; Metazoa; Chordata; Actinopteri; Perciformes; Gasterosteidae. Gene Ontology annotation, cellular component: plasma membrane. Gene Ontology annotation, biological process: signal transduction. Gene Ontology annotation, molecular function: transmembrane signaling receptor activity.
UGUAAACUGUCUCUUAACCAGUCGGGGCAAUAUUUGCUGGAGGGGACGAAGACACCGGAGUUGUUGCGCGAACCUAACAUGCGGUGAAUCUAAUAGCUCUUUUUUGUCUCUCUCUCGUAUUUGCAAUAUGAAGAAUGGAAGAAGACGAUGUUUCUAUCCGAGAGCAGAAUUUCCACAGCCAAGUUCGAGAGUACAUCAUCUGCUUCCUCCUGUUCGCAGUCCUCUACAUCGUGUCCUACUUCAUCAUAACGAGAUACAAGAAGAAGAGCGAUGACCACGAAGAUGAAGAUGCGGUCGUCAAUAGAAUAUCAUUAUACUUGUGCACUUUCACGCUGGCAGUGUCGGGUGGUGCCGUCUUCCUGCUGCCCUUCUCCAUCAUCAGUAACGAGAUCCUCCUCUCCUUCCCCAAAAACUAUUACAUUCAGUGGCUCAAUGGCUCCCUCAUUCAUGGUCUGUGGAACCUGGUGUCGCUGUUCUCCAACCUGUGUCUCUUUGUCCUGAUGCCCUUUGCCUACUUCUUCCUGGAGUCGGAGGGAUUCGCAGGUUCUAAAAAGGGCAUUAAGGCGCGUAUCCUAGAGACCUUUGUGAUGCUCUUCCUGCUGGCGUUGCUCAUCCUGGGCAUCGUGUGGGUGGCGUCAGCGCUCAUUGACAACGAUGCGGCCAGUAUGGAGUCACUCUACGAUCUUUGGGAAUUCUACCUUCCAUACCUCUACUCCUGUAUAUCUCUGAUGGGAGGACUGCUUUUACUCAUGUGCACUCCUGUGGGAUUGUCGAGGAUGUUCACCAUCAUGGGCCAGUUGCUAGUGAAGCCAACAAUCCUGGAGGACCUGGAUGAGCAGAUUUACUGCAUCCAUUUGCAGGAGGAAGCCCUUCAGAGGAGGUUAAACGGAUCGACCUCUUAUACCUUUUCUCGAGGAAACUUUACUGUGCAGCUCAACAAAGACCUGGACAAUAUUAGAAAUCUGAAGCAUAAAUUGGAGAGAAGAAAGAAGGCGUCCGGUUGGGAGAAGAACUUGUUGUAUCCGAUAGUGAUGCUGAUCCUGCUCGCAGGAACCACAAUCUCAGUCCUUAUGGUGGUAUUUAAUAUCCUCUACCUUCUAGUGGAUGAGACCCCCAUGCCCAAGGGGUCCACGGACCGGGGCAUUGGGAACACUUCUCUGUCCACAUUCGGCCUGGCUCAGGCGGUGCUGGAGAUCGUCCUCAUGUUCUACUUGAUGGUGUCGUCCGUCGUUGGCUUCUACAGCCUGCGAGUCUUCGAGGGACUCACUCCCAGGAACGACGACACCACCAUGACGACGAUCAUUGGUUGCUGUGUCUCCAUUUUGGUCCUGAGUUCAGCCCUGCCAGUGAUGUCCAGAACUCUAGGUAUUACCAGGUUUGAUCUCCUGGGAGACUUCGGGAGAUUUAAUUGGCUGGGAAACUUUUACAUCGUCCUUUCGUACAACCUGCUAUUUGCGGUCGUGACGACACUCUGUCUUGUGAGAAAAUUCACCUCAGCAGUACGGGAAGAGCUUCUGAAGGCCUUGGGUCUGGAUAAAUUGCAACUGUCAAACAGCCCCACGGACCCUGAAUCUGGAAAGCUCUCAGCCAACGGGCAUCAGAAAACUCUGUGAAAAGGGACGAUAGAUCAGCGCACGCACACACACACACGCACACACACACACACCUUAGCACAGCCAAAGGGAGAUUUCGACAGUACUGGCUGACUACUGAAAGGUAAAAGGGAUUGGAAGGAACUUAAUAAACCCGGGCAGUGUCUGACGGAUGCUGCAGAGGGAGGCUGGGAGCAAUUUAGCUUCGUGACAUUCCAUCCUCUGCGUCUCGCACGGAAGCUGGGGCCGAGCCAGGGAUGAGACCGAGGAGGGAAAUAGACUGGCAUCACUGCAGUGACCUUGACGUUGACCUCAACCGCGACUGUGACUUUAAACCACCCAUCUCUUGCUUCAGGGCGUCCCCACCCCCCCCUCUCCAGCAUUGCUUCCUGUUUACUGUUUUUUUUUUUUUGUUCCACAAACUCCUUCCCGCUGCAGUAGACAAAAGCAAGGAGCAACGUCUUUUUUUUUCUUUUCUAUCACCGUGCGCCUCCUCUGUUCUCGGUAUAGUAAAUGAACCCACCAUCCACAUGGGUACCUUUUUAUGUCAGUGUGUAGAUGGUAAUCGGUGUGUGUGUGAUAUGUGAGCAGUUGAUUGUCUGUGGUCUCUGGUUGUUAUGCGAAAUAAUGCAGGCAUGAUAAAAAGGUGUCAGUCUUUUUUUUUCUUCUUUUUUUUUUUAAGAGCUUAAGAUGUGAAAAGGACAAAAUGUGCUUUGUGAAGCAUGAAAGAAGUCAGUUAUUCUCCUCCCAUCCAAUAUAUAAAACUCAUCCAUACGAUUCACAUCAUAUGCAUUUGCACUAUCCCAACUGAUGGGCUGCAUUCGUCUUCUUAUUUGGCUUGACAGAAGUGCGCUUUAACUUUAUUGAUGAUGUCGUUAGUUUGUAUGACGUAGGGUAAGAACUUUUUCUUUAGGAGCUCUAGGUUAGACUUGAGCUACUCUACAAAUGGGAAACUAUAUUGGAGUUCCAUCCUCUUCAGUUCCAAAGAGCAGAAUGCUUCAGGGCAUUUGUAGCUGAGCCUGUGGUUGUAAUUCCUUGAAUUUUAUUUUGUACAUGUUAAAUCAAAAACACCAUCACAUUUUUGCUCACCCUCCCCCAUAAAUAUAUAUUUAAAUUCACAUGGCACAUAAAGAAAUAGUCAAAUAGUUCAAUAGGUCAUUUUUGUAAAUGUUACAUGUAAAUAUCACUGUGUUUCAAAACUCUUUUGCAUUAUUCAGAUGUAAAUAUUUGGCUCUUGUUGAGUCCAAUAAGGGUCUGACUCACUAAGCAAGCUGUACUUUGUUGUACAUAUUUUUUUUAUGGACACCUCAAUCCAAUGCAAACGUGUAACAAUCUUUACAUGCAGAAUGCAGGGUGUGAAAAUGUGCAACUUUGCAGCUGGUAGAAAGACUUGGUGACUCAGGCCCGAUUUACAUGUAGUUGUAUUGCUGCAUAAUCUUCUAAACUGUGACGUCCUUUUGUCUCCAGAACCACCUUAAAUGCCUUAAACGACAAGCAUCUCGCGGGCUUAAUGUUAAGGUUGUUUCUUGUUCCGUGUCGUUUGUAAAUGCACUCGUACGUAUGUGUACAAGUGCAUGGUUUGUCUCUGCACAGUUCCACUGUGAUCCCCGUACGCCACCGAGUUUCUAGUCAAGCCAGCUCGCUAUAAUGUACACAUUGCUUUGUGCCAUGAAUGUUUUCACAGUGGCUCUUAUGAAGUGAGAAGCUUCCUUCAUUCGUUCCUCUGAAAAAGUUGAACGCUAGAAUUGGGUUGAGUGAUGUAACGACGUUAUCUCUGGCAUUGUAUGUCAUGUGUUUUCAUGACUUAAUUAAGUGAGACAAAGGACAAGGAAAUUGAGAAAUUCUUCUAUUUGCAUUUGGAACUUGUUACUUCAGACAGGGAUUGUUUUUCUCAAAGCUGUCUACCUUCUGCCUGCAGUUUUACCCACAAUUUUAACUGGCUAAAACUUGUACGGAGUGUGCAAUUUCAUUGGGUACUGUGAAUAAUUAACGUGGUCCGCAGGGAUUUGGCAAAGCAAAAAGAGAUAUUAUAAAUUAGCAAGAUAUCACUUUAAAUGUCAAGUAAAUUAGUGAAAGUAUGAAACGAAAUGUACGACUUGAUUUGGAUGAACUACAUUAACUAUAUGGCUUGUGUUGGAUUUUUUCCAAUUCCAUCAUGGUGGUGCAGACAUCCAUUCCGCUGCAGACUUCACAUUGAAGUGUACCUCCCCUAAUAAAACAUUGCAUAAGGACUUGAGAGACAUUUUCUAUUCAAGCUAACCUUUUAGUUGCCUCUAGAGUACAUCUCUGGUGUGUGUGGGAUUCCAAAAGGUGAGCUGUUCUGUACGUGAAGCAGCUGUCUGAAGUCUGUACUGUCAUGUCAGUUGGUCGCUGCAUGUCAUUUUUAGUACGUUUUGUGAAUGUGUUUCUUUACAAUUUCUCAGUUUGCUAAAUGUAAGUUUAGUUAUUUUUGAUGUCUUUGCAAAUAAAAAAAAUGUAGAAAACUG